AUGGCGACAUCUUCAGUGCUACCGUUCGACCCAUACACUCAAAAUGUCACGAUAAGAUUACAAGAUGGCAGUCCGCUCGAGGUGCCAAUGGAGCAACUAAACAUCUUCGUGCAGUACAAUGUGCGGGUGUGCAUCAACUACGGCUGUCAGUUCGGGGCAUCUCUGACAUUGCUGGUCAUCCUCGUACUUCUGACCCAUGCCGACAAGCGGAGCUCAGCGGUAUUCGUCUUGAACGGCCUAGCGCUCUUCUUCAACACACUCCGCCUACUUUUCCAGCUCACGCACUUCGAAACCGACUUUGAGAAAGUAUACCAAUACUUCUCCGGGGACUACUCGUCCGUGCCAACAAGCGCAUACGCCAUUUCUAUCCUGUCGGUUAUUUUCCUGUCUAUUGCCAUCGUCUGUAUUGAAAUAUCACUGGUACUUCAGCUGCAUGUGGUGUGCUCUACACUACGUCGUCGAUACAGACGACCGCUUCUAGUAUUCUCCAUUCUGGUCGCUAUGGUGCCAAUUGCAUUCCGAUUCAUGUUCAUGGUCGUAAACUGCAAAUUGAUCAUCUCACUCGACUACAUGGGAUCGCUUUGGUGGGUGGAAAGCGCAACCAACGUCAGCCUCACGGUCAGCAUCUGCUUCUUCUGCGUGGUGUUUGUCGUCAAGCUCGGCUUCGCCAUCCGACAACGCCGCCAACUUGGAGUCCGCGAAUUCGGUCCAAUGAAAGUCAUCUUCGUCAUGGGCUGCCAGACAAUGAUUGCCCCAGCCAUCUUCUCAAUUGCACAGUACUACAUCAUCGUCCCAGAACUCAAUUCUAAUGUCGUGACGCUCGUCGUGAUCUCACUCCCACUAUCGUCGAUCUGGGCCGGCGCAGCCCUCGAGAAAUCGCGACGUCUGAAUACUCGUGAACACAAUCGACGCAACUUCUGGCGCUCUCUGGCUGGAGGUGCGGACAGUCCAACUACUACUACAUCCAAGGACAGCCCGACGAGUCUUUCGUCUAUGGGUGCUGCGCAAACGCUUUGCUAUUCGGAUCACAUUGCCACAGCCAAGGGCUCGCCUACUUCGCGGGACAGCGAUGCGUUCUAUGGAAUUGCGGUUGAGCAUGAUAUUUCUGUCGACCGGAUUCAGAAGAAACGUUCAUUGGUGUGA
Penicillium soppii is the source of this 1143-nucleotide messenger RNA. It is a transcript of the gene preB, whose product is annotated as alpha-factor pheromone receptor STE2. Gene Ontology annotation, cellular component: membrane; G protein-coupled receptor homodimeric complex. The coding region runs from base 1 to 1143 and encodes 380 amino acids. Gene Ontology annotation, molecular function: mating-type factor pheromone receptor activity; pheromone binding. The record is from RefSeq and is a predicted model, not a curated record. NCBI's taxonomy places the organism in Eukaryota, Fungi, Ascomycota, Eurotiomycetes, Eurotiales, Aspergillaceae. The transcript has a single exon. Gene Ontology annotation, biological process: G protein-coupled receptor signaling pathway.